AUGCAUCCUCGAAAACUCCUUAGUCUACGAGACAAGAACGGCCUCAGCUCGCGGCGGGAGAAGAACUUAGAUGCCGGGCAGCCAGGGGCCACAAAGACCCGCCCCCGUUCGGCAGAGCUCUUCUUCUCUCUGUUCAAACCCGAGGCUGCGAGGCAUGCGCCAAAGGAUGAAACCCUCAAAGGAAAAGACCAGGAAGCUGCCAAGAUUGAGAAAGUUGCCGCCAAAUUGGCCGAGCUGAAUAUCACGGGUGCAACACCAGAAUAUAUUCGUGAAACCCUUGCUAGCAAGUUCGCUGCGGGCGACGUAGAUAGGGCCGCCAAGUUUAUUGAUUUUCAACAAAAGGCCGCUGCUGGAAAGAUUGUUCGAUAUGACCCCAACGUCACAAUGCUCGGCGCCGUGAAUCGCGGCAGCGUGACCUGCUACCUUGACUCGUUGUUCUUUGCCAUGUUCGCGCGGUUUGAUGCUUUUGAGCGUAUGUUGAAAAGAAUUGAGUUUGACAAUGAGCCGCGCCAAAAGCUAGCCACACUUAUGCGCCUCUGGGUCAACCUACUCAGGUCCGGCGAGCUCAUUCAGACCGAUACGACCGAACUAAUCCAGAACACACUUGCCGAGUGCGGCUGGAUAGAUGCAAAGCUGCUCGAACAACAAGACACGUCGGAAGCCUUCAAUUUCAUCACCGAGACCCUCGAGCUGCCCCUAUUAUCUCUAAAAGUCGAUCUUUUCCAUCAAGGCAAGAGCGACGAAGAUGACCAUAAGAUCAUCUAUGAGCGGCUGCUGAAUCUGGCCGUCCCACCGGAUCCCGAUGGCAAGGGAAUCAAACUAGAGGAUUGCCUCGAAGACUAUUUCAAUGCUCAGGUCGAUGUGUUCCGAGAUAGCCUUGACGACAAAGCUGCCGCUAUAGAAACACCAACUUCGCCCAAGGCCACUAUUCGUCUUGUAUCUGAUGAAGAUCGAGACAUCCAUGCGGCGGAAAACACACCCACGCCCCUUUCUCCUAGGAGGGCGACCAUACCGCUCCCUAUUACCGAAGAAAGCCAAGCAUCUUCCUCAUCAGCACCGCCACCGUCUAGGCCACGGGCUGCAACAGUGAUUCAGCGGGUGGUUAUUGGUGAGGAUGGUCGCACCGCAACUGACCCUCACUUGUCGAGCCUACACCGGACAGCCACCAAAGGUUCCAUUAUCGUCAAGGCUGUAACGAUCCCGGCCUGGCAAUUUUUCCGCCUCAUGCCAUGGCAUACGCCGAGUUCAUCGAGCCACGUAAACCAACCCGAAAACAUCGACGACCUCGAAAGGAAUAUCCGGCAGCGACCAGUCCUCGGCAUAUGUCUGAAGCGUUAUAUGAUGACAGAAGAUGGCCUGCCGAAACGACAAAACACCUACAUCGAUAUCCCCGAUGUCCUCCGACUACCUAACUUCAUGCUUGACGACGACGAGCGAGUCGAGGAAGACCCGCACGGAUUUAGCACCGGAUACAAGCUUGUGCUGCAGUCGGUCGUCUGCCAUCGCGGAGAUUCCUUGCAGAGCGGACACUAUAUUGCGCUUGCUAGAGUCAACCCGAAGCUAUUAACUGAAAACCGCAGAUGUGAUCCUGAUCCGCCUCCGGACUACGAAGAAGAUCAAUGGGUCAAGUUUGACGAUCUCUGCGUAGAGAGCCGAGUAAGCUACGUGGAUGACAUCAGACAGGCCCUCAAGGACGAGAUGCCAUACCUCCUAUUCUACCAGAUUGUCCCCACCGUCGAAGUAUCAGCAUCCACCUAUAGCGGCGACGCCGAACCACCGUCCUACAAAGACCUAGGCACGAAAGCCGACGGGUCUAGCAGCCAAGGAGGCUCGCCCAGUAACUCGGUCAGCGCAACACCAGCCUCGUACUCCACAAACCAGCCCAGCAUUCGUCUCUCGACAGAGCUGGACUUGACCCGAUCCAUAGGCGACGAAGGCUUCUACACCACCAGUUCCCACGACAACAGCCGCCGCCAGAGCGCCGUCUUCCUCGACCCGUUUUCCAACGACUCGCUACUAGCCGUGGGCACCACAGGCAGCCAUUCUCCACCUCCUGGGCCCAGCGAGGAGUCGACAGCCACGAGACUCUCCAGAGCCGCCGCCCGCUUCUCGCGUAGCGCAUCCAAAUCGAGAACGCCCAGCCAGCAAGGCGACGGACGCAUCAGCUCUACUAUCCGCCAACUCGGCCUCCUGCGCUCGAGUAAAGAGCCGCUCCGAGACGGUAGCGCGAGCGGUGCGCAGUCAACAAGCGGACUCUCUCUCCCGGAAACGGGCGGUGCAGAAAGCACGGCGGUCGCCGGAGGUUCUGCGGUGUCCGUCUCUAACAGCAAUCCCCCCAAGCAGAAGAAGAGUAAGACGAAGACGGCGGAGAAGAAGGCGAAGGGAGAGGAAUCCGAGCGGGAAUGCACCGUCAUGUAG
Messenger RNA from Scedosporium apiospermum, 2418 nucleotides. RefSeq names its product Ubiquitin carboxyl-terminal hydrolase. Lineage: Eukaryota; Fungi; Ascomycota; Sordariomycetes; Microascales; Microascaceae. Gene Ontology annotation, molecular function: cysteine-type deubiquitinase activity; cysteine-type endopeptidase activity. Gene Ontology annotation, biological process: protein deubiquitination. The transcript is spliced from 5 exons. Gene Ontology annotation, cellular component: nucleus; cytosol. Bases 1 to 2418 code for a protein of 805 amino acids. The record is from RefSeq and is a predicted model, not a curated record.